AUGGGCCUUCUUUUCUUUCAUUCUCUCCAACGUUCCCAAAUUCAAAAUUUUGAAUCUCUCGGAGUAUGGGCUCUCCCGUCGGCGACGAUCACCGGAGAUUCCGUCAAGCAUAGGUCUCAGCACCUCCCGCACCGCCAUGGAGUCCGGGUAGUGGGAAAGAUCAGACCUUUCAUUGAUAAAGAUCCGUCCUUGUUGAAUCGUUCUCAGGUUUCAGUCGUGAAAGCAGAUGGAGGCCAUGCGGUGAUCUCUUUCACGGAUCAUUCUGCAAGUCGUUAUGAAUCUUAUAAGUUGGAUUGGUGCUAUGAGCAAGAUGAGAGAAUUGAUCAGAUUUUUUCGAAGGAGAUCAAGCCACUGCUUUGUGGUGUAUUGCGUGGGAGUAAUGCAUGUGUUCUUGGUCAUGGAGCUCGUAGAAGUGGCAAAACACAUACAAUUCAGGGCUCUGAGGAGAAUUCUGGCUUAGCACCAAUGGCUGUCUUUGAGCUUCUAGCACUUGUUGAGGAAAGUGGAGGAGGUUCAGUGAGCAUAUCUUGUUAUGAAGUUAAUCAAGAUCAUAUAUAUGAUGUUUUGGAACCAAAAGAACAAGAGGUACUUGUUUUAGAAGACGCUGGAAGAAGAAUUCAGCUCAAGGGCCUUUCUCGGGUUCCAGUGAAAUCAGUUUCAGAUUUUAAAAGAACGUACUUUAAGAGAUGCAACUCUGAUGCACAACUGAGGAGCCAUAAAGGCUUGAUUAUCUAUGUUGCUACUGUGGACAAGGAAACAAACACUAACCACCUGGGAAAGAUAAACUUUAUCGAUUUAGCAGGUUAUGAGGAUGUUAAGCGUAUAAUUGACCCUAAGCCUCAUUUGUCUGAGAGUGCAAAGAUUAACAAGUCAUUGUUUCAACUGCUAAAUGUGGUUUAUGCAUUGAAUGCAAAUGAGACGUAUGUCCCAUAUCGAGAAAGCAAACUCACUCGUUUGAUGCAGGACUUCAUGUGCAAAUCAAGUAGUGCUGUGCUGCUUACUUGUUUGAAUCCGGUUUUAUGUCAAGACACAGCUCACGUAGUCAGCAUGGCUUCUCGGUCAUGUCAAGUGGUAAAUCAAUAUCGGCAUGACUCUUCCAGGAAGCAUAAGAGUAGUCUGUGGCAAGGUCUUCCAUGUUCCCCUUCUGCCGGUAGGACUGGCUCAAUGAACUCCUCAACUAAGAAAAAUGAAAAUAUUCAUUUUGGGUCAAUGGGAAAGAAAGGGAACAAUGCUACGCCAAUGACUAAGAAGGGAGUUGGUUUCACUCCAGCAGCUUAUGGAAGAUUUGUAGAGUUUAUCAAAAGCUUGCUAUUUCCCAAAUGCCGUGCAGUUCAGCAAAGGAAAGUCAGACAUUUUCAGCCCGGUUCUGUUGAAAAGGAUACAAAAGAUAUGCCACUAAGGAAGUUGUUUGAUGGUUCAAGUCGUAUAACUGCCUCCACCCAGGAUGAAGUUUUGAUUGCUUCUGAAGCUGUAGAGCAUUCCUCACAGGAAGAGGUAGAAUGUAUUUCACAAGUUGUUGAACAUUCCUCAUCAGAUGAGGCUGCUCUUACACUAUCAAAUACAAUCAAAGAGUUGGAGAGAGUGGAUGUUGUUCCAGCUACAGAGCCCAGUGUCAUUCAAACUAUCAACAAAACAGCAAUUUCAGAUCCUCUUGAUGACCUAAAGAAAGACAAUAGCAACAUCGGAGAAUCUUCACCACCAUUAAGUGAGAGGAUAAGAGAAAUAUCAAACUCACUGAGGCUUUUAAGUUGUCAACCAUUAGGAGUAAACACACCACAACCUGAUGCAUUAUUUACUAAAGGAGUAAAUGUGGACCACAUGGAUUCAAAAACUCCAGUUCCAUUUAAUUUGAAUUUAGAUGAGAAUUCAGCAUUUGGAAAUACUUUUACGCCACAAGACAGAUUAAGAACACGGAGUACAGGAUUGAAGAAAUCUCUAGUUCAUGAAUGUCUGGCUUUCCUAAAUAGUGCUAACAAGGAAGAGCUGAAAUCACUUAAGGGAAUAGGAGAGAAAAGAGCUUCUCACAUAAUUGAACUCCGUGAAUCUGAAACUGAACCUUUCAAGGAUGUAGACGACAUUAAAGCUUUAGGACUGUCUUCUAGACAGGUAGAAGAUAUGAUAACAAGCGUACUAGGAGCUAUAUGAAGUUUUACUUUUUUCUGACCAAGA
This is a messenger RNA of Dioscorea cayenensis subsp. rotundata (Guinea yam), 2169 nucleotides long. RefSeq names its product kinesin-like protein KIN-10C. Gene Ontology annotation, biological process: mitotic spindle organization; microtubule-based movement. The transcript is spliced from 18 exons. Lineage: Eukaryota; Viridiplantae; Streptophyta; Magnoliopsida; Dioscoreales; Dioscoreaceae. The record is from RefSeq and is a predicted model, not a curated record. Gene Ontology annotation, molecular function: ATP binding; microtubule binding; microtubule motor activity. Bases 1 to 2145 code for a protein of 714 amino acids.